Molecule: messenger RNA, 1693 nt
Organism: Dothidotthia symphoricarpi CBS 119687
Lineage: Eukaryota; Fungi; Ascomycota; Dothideomycetes; Pleosporales; Dothidotthiaceae
Product: kinase-like protein
Exons: 2
Coding region: 128-1693 (521 amino acids)
Biological process (GO): protein phosphorylation; mitotic DNA damage checkpoint signaling
Cellular component (GO): nucleus; cytoplasm
Molecular function (GO): protein serine/threonine kinase activity; ATP binding
Source: RefSeq, a predicted model, not a curated record
CUCGUCGGUUGGAGUACAGCCUGGUCAACAACAACUCCAGCUACUGUAUGCUUUGUACAGUCAACCUGAGAGCAGAACUGUCACAUUCUAACCUUCUCGAGAAUAAUCACUACGAAACGCUGUUGACAUGGCGACUCAGAACCGACACGCAGAGCACGGACCUGUGUGGCGCAAGUCUUACAAGGACGUAGGUAACAUAGAAGCACACGAGAUGGAUAAGCAAGGUGCCGACAGUAUGGACAACAAAAGGCAGAUCGAGAAGGGGAAUAUUCUUGAAGAGACGAAAGAAGACAACCAAGGCGCUGAUGAAGACCACACCCAGCAAAUAAAGGAAUGCAAGGUUGAUACCGGCAACCUCGUUGAAGUCCAGGCUAUGAAAAUUACCGCAAUGCCUGCCGUCAUACCCAGAGCUUUGUAUUUUACUCCAAUCAGUCACUGCGGCAGUCCAAUGUUAGCAGAGAAUCUUCCAUCCAGGGGUCAGUUCAACGUCUCUAGUCCCCGAACCUUCAACUCUGCUCAACCAACAUUCGCCAGCUAUACAACUGCACCAAGUCGCUCCGGUCUUGUCUCCAGAUCAUCCAUUCACGGCUAUUUUCGUUCGAGAGGUUCCAAGCCUGUUGAGAUAUUUACCAGUGACUGGCUGACCUUGCUGGAGUCUCGAGGUAUAUUACUGGACCCUAAAGACGAACUGGACUGGUCUGGACGAGGACAGCAUGUUGAAUACGAGCCAAAGGAUGAAGGAAGUAUACCGCUCCAAGUUGAAGAUGUUCUUGGAUACAGCGCAACGGCAAUUGUUCAAAGCGUCAAGUGCCGUCGAAUCAGACUUGCGCGUAAAAAGAUCAGAUGUAAUCGGCGGUUGAAAAAAGAGGAUGCCAUAGUUGAAGUCGAACACUUGCAGCGGUUACAGCAUGUGCAUAUCGUCCGAGUCGUUGAUACAUAUACCCUCAAAAAGGAGCUCUCUAUCCUGCUAUACCCCGCGGCCGAGUGCAACUUGACGAACUCACCAGAUACUGGAACAGAAGGCAACGGACUACUCGGAUUUGGCAAGCUGUACAUACCCACAUUUCUCGGAUGCCUUUCCAAAGCACUUCACUUCAUCCACGAGAAGAACGUUAAACACAUGGAUAUCAAACCGAAAAACAUACUCAUACACAAACCUGGUCUUCUGGACUGGAAAUUGUAUAUAGCCGACUUUGGAAUAGCUCGGGCAUACAAAUCGGCUGCAGAUUCUGAGACCGACUCCCCCACGUCCUUUACACGGAAGUUCGCCGCUCCAGAAGUCAUCUUGCAAGACACAAGAGGAUUCCCUGCAGAUGUGUUCUCUCUUGGUUGUGUCUACAUGGAGCUUUUGGCAGUAUUGGUGUCUUCCACCGACCACAACGAGCGAGAGCAUUUAUCGAAACUCCGCGCGAAAGGCCCCGAUAGUUCGUUUCAUUCAAACAUCGAUGCAAUACGGCAAUGGUGUAAUGAUGCAUAUCAGGCAUACAAGGAUCUUGAUGAGAAGGUUUUCGAUAUGAAACUACUCGACGGGAUUUUCCCGGUUGUAGCCUCCAACAUGUUGGACGUGUCGCCUGAAAAGCGACCGACGACAGGAGAUCUUCAAAAGUGCACGGCGAAACUCUGCUGUUACAGGUGCAGCCAGGAUGCAAAUGGACCCGAACCAUUCGAAGCGGCCGAUGCGAUGUCGAGUUGA